AUGAAAUUAAGUGAUCGCAUCCCUGAACUUAGAUCUCGUAUCUUUAAGAUGGUUUAUAUAAAGAUUUUAUAAAUUGAUUCCGAAAUUAAGUAUGAUCCUCAAUACAACAAUUUCAUUAUUAAAACUACUUUAUAAUAACAUUUGAACAAAAAGCAUAGAGAUGACAUGUGCAAGAAGGUGGAUCAUUUAUUAUUCAUAUUAUUUGAUUAUUUGGAUUCUAAAUUAGGAAUUGCCAAAAAGAGUAUAUUCCAAAUGGAAAUAAAUGAAGAUUUGAUCUUUAAAAUAUUUCGAGAGCUGCAAACAGUAUUCUAAGAGAUAAUGCUAAAAAAUCAAUAUUACAGAAUGGCUCACUAUGUGUUUCUAUAUUUUUGUUCUUUGCCGAAUUCCUUAUCAAGAAUCAAUUAAUUAUUUCUCUCAUAGUUAGUCUAAAAUAUAAGAUCUAAUACACUCUCAAAAACUGAAAAAAUCAAUUCUCUUUAUUAUUUGUCGUCCUUAUUGGUUAGAUGUAAUUCUAUAAAGUGCUCAGUUUUUGUGAAAGCAGUCGAAUUACUAUUGGAAUACUUGAAUGAUAAAUCUUAAUAGAUAGAAAUUGAAUUGGAACAUCAUCUAGUGUAGAUGAUGAUAUUUUUAAUAUCAACAAAGUCUACACAAUUAGAGAUCCUUAAAAAUCAAAUUCAUGAGACAAUCCUUAAGAAGAGUUCAACGUUAUAAUAUAUUCAUUAUGAUAUAUUGGUAAAAUUCAAUGAAGUUUUAUUUAGAUCCAAAUCAGAUGAUUUGCGAUAGAAACUCAUUGAAAUAACUGCAAAUACGAUAUCAAAACAUAUUGGUAAUAAUUGCUAAGGAGAUUUGAUAACAAAUUAUCACAGUCCAAAUACACCUCAAAAAUUGAUAUAUGAUCACGAGAGCUUGUUCUCUAGAACAUCAACCUAAAGAACAGUCGUGCAUAAGAAUCAAUUAGACUUCUAUCAACCAUUCAAUAGUAUGACUUUAAUUUACUCUGAACCUUUUAUCAAAGAAUUCUAUAGAUAUGACUAAGAAUUGAUAAAAGAUGAAGGUGGUUCAUUGAAUGAUAGUCACGUGGAAGAAAAAAGAAUCCCUCAAUUUUGCGAGUCAGAGAAGCCAUAAAAGAAAGUUAAAUAAUGA
Paramecium tetraurelia is the source of this 1143-nucleotide messenger RNA. RefSeq lists its product as uncharacterized. Gene Ontology annotation, cellular component: nucleus. NCBI's taxonomy places the organism in Eukaryota, Ciliophora, Oligohymenophorea, Peniculida, Parameciidae. Gene Ontology annotation, biological process: transcription initiation at RNA polymerase I promoter. Gene Ontology annotation, molecular function: RNA polymerase I general transcription initiation factor activity; RNA polymerase I core binding. The transcript is spliced from 2 exons. The record is from RefSeq and is a predicted model, not a curated record.